Gordionus sp. m RMFG-2023 is the source of this 886-nucleotide messenger RNA. RefSeq names its product activator of basal transcription 1-like. Gene Ontology annotation, molecular function: RNA binding. The coding region runs from base 16 to 735 and encodes 239 amino acids. Gene Ontology annotation, biological process: endonucleolytic cleavage to generate mature 5'-end of SSU-rRNA from (SSU-rRNA, 5.8S rRNA, LSU-rRNA); endonucleolytic cleavage in 5'-ETS of tricistronic rRNA transcript (SSU-rRNA, 5.8S rRNA, LSU-rRNA); small-subunit processome assembly. The transcript is spliced from 2 exons. Lineage: Eukaryota; Metazoa; Nematomorpha; Gordioida; Chordodea; Parachordodidae. Gene Ontology annotation, cellular component: nucleolus. The record is from RefSeq and is a predicted model, not a curated record.
GAUGUUCCGUUAACAAUGUCAAUAUUUAAUAGAUUGUCACCUGCUAUGAAUCUCGAAGUAUCUUUUUGUUAUCCAGCAAUGAACAUAAAAAGUGAACCUGGAAUAAUAUAUAUAUCUUUUUUACCUCCAAGGAUGACCGUUAAACGUAUUCGAAAUAUAUUUACCAGAUAUGGUGAAGUUGACAGAAUAUUUUUAGACCCCGAAAAAGGGGAUGAAAAUGGUUAUUUCAACAAUUUUUCGCAUAACAAAUCAAAUUCUAAAUCUCAUUCGAAUAAUAAAAUCCGUAAUAAACAGUACUCUGAAGGUUGGGUAGAGUUUAAAAACAAGAGAAAAGCCAAAAAGGUGGCGAAUAUGUUGAAUGGAACUCCCAUAGAAAUUCAUAAGAAACGAACACCGUAUAACGGAAUGUUAUGGAAUUUAAAGUAUUUGAGUGGAUUUAAAUGGGGACAUCUUUCGGAACAAUCAGCUUACGAGAGAGCAUCAAAAGAACAGGCCUUGAGAACGGAGGUCUUUAAAAUAAAAAGGGAAUCCCAGAAUUAUAUAGAAAAACGGGAGAAUGAAAUGAAAAGAUCGUUCAAUCAUUCUAAUAAAUCUAACACUGAAUUCCAAUCGCAAGGUAAUACGAAUACGCGUGAUACAUUUACGGACUCAAAAAAUAAUCGUAUAGAUGAGAAGCAAAAACAAUUACCUACGAUGAAUUUCGAUAUUAAAUUGUUAUUAUCUAUAUUUGAUUAACUUUUUAAGCUUGAUAAGUAUAAUAUAUAAACGAAAUCUAAUAAAGCAGGAUUUUAGAAAUAAUUUUUAAAUAAAAGCAUUACCGAUUUUUUAAAACGAAUAUUUCUAUUUGAUUAUCCAAUUGGGAUUUUUCGAUUCGGUAAUACAAAUA